Messenger RNA from Daldinia childiae, 2124 nucleotides. RefSeq lists its product as uncharacterized. Lineage: Eukaryota; Fungi; Ascomycota; Sordariomycetes; Xylariales; Hypoxylaceae. Gene Ontology annotation, biological process: regulation of DNA-templated transcription. Gene Ontology annotation, molecular function: zinc ion binding; DNA-binding transcription factor activity, RNA polymerase II-specific. The record is from RefSeq and is a predicted model, not a curated record. The coding region runs from base 1 to 2124 and encodes 707 amino acids. The transcript has 2 exons.
AUGAGCACGAGCAAUGCUCCACGGCCUAGACUGGCCAUGUCCUCGGCCGAUACGACCCAGGCUCAGGAACGGCCACCGAGGAGAUGUCGUACCAGCAAGCCGAAAGUCAAAACAGGUUGCAAUAAUUGCAAACAACGACGUAUUAAAUGCGACGAGAAACGGCCAGCAUGCACUCAGUGUGUUCGGUCUAAGAGGAAUUGCACCGGCUAUCCGCCUCCUCCGCGGAGUGAACACACGAGACUGAUUGCGCCUGCGCCUAGUACUAUCACCGGUCAUGCUAAUUCCAUCACGUCAACGGACCGUGUCAUCCGGCCGGUCCGGACCCAGCCUCAACCGCGGCCAGUGGUCGCGAUGGCACGACCGGAACCUCAGCAGCAGCAGCUGAGCGCUAAAGGCUUUACUCCCCCGCAGACACCCGUAUCUAGUUCAUUAACAGUUCAUCGGCCGUCUCUGCUCACCUUUGAUCCGAUAGAAGGCCCGUAUUUUCAAAUUUUCAGAGAGCGUACGGCUAGUGAGUUGUCGGGAUUCUUCGACUCGUCUUUCUGGACAAGGAGUGUUUUACAAGAAUGCCAUUCCGAGAAAGCUAUUCGGCACUCAGUUGUCGCUUUAGGGGCUCUUUACAAGACACUGGAGAAAAUGUCAGAGUCGCCGCCCAAUUCGCCAGCUCCUAUGAUCGAUCUGACAGAUAAUGCGGCCCGGCACUGGGAGGUCGCCUUCAAGCAUUAUUCAUUGGCUCUGAAUUCGAUGUGGGUCAUGACUUCUCAGGACCAAGCGUCGCAGAGGAUGAGUCUCAUGGCGGCAGUGUUGCUGGCUUGCUUUGACUCGUUCAUCGGUGACCAUAAACAGGCGAUCGGCCAAAUCCAAAGCGGUCUCCGGCUGCUAGAAAAUCUGCGUGCUCAACGUAGAAAUUCUUUCCUUCCUAAACCUGAAGAGCCGGUUGAACAGGACCUUGUUCAGAUGUUCACUCGGUUGGCCAUUCAGGCGAAAUCUUACGACAUGGCUUUCCAUUUCCCUCAACCAUUCGUUAUACGCCUUACUCCACAACACACCGAAUACCCCAUGUCCCCCCUCUCCGAUGGGGAUUCACCAGCGUUAACAGCCCAACCGCAGGCUCCAGAAAUAUUUCAAUCAUUACUCGAAGCGAGAAUGGCAUGGGAUAAUCUAUGCGAGCAGAUGAUGCGGUUUACAGAAAAUCUAUUCACAUUCACGACAGCGAUGAGCCCCAUGGGCGUGCUUCCAAAUUCUUUAAGACAGUAUGGUACGGGCUUCGCUGAUAGAAUAUCCGCCUGGUCCAGGGCUUUCGAACCUAUAUUGUCAUCUCGUAUAAUACCCGCCAAGAGUAGCCAAGAGAAAACCGCAAUCGCAGUUCUGAAAAUGAAUCAAAUUAUGGGCGAGAUUCUAUUUUAUAUGACAUUUAGUGAUACAGAACUUCAAUUCGAUACAUACCUACCACAGUUUAAGGAUAUUGUUAACCUAGCUGUGGAGGUUGUCGGAGAUGAAGAGCGCAGGGCUGCUGCCAAGCGAUGUCCGAAUCCGGAAUUUUGUCAUCAUCAGCCAACUCAUCCAGACGCCUUUGGCGGACAGUACACAGCUCGGCAUAUCAAGCCGAGCUUUAGCGCAGAUCUGGGCAUCGUCCCUCCUCUUUUUGUUGUUGCCACGAAAUGUCGAGAUCCCGUGACCCGGCGCCAGGCUAUACAGCUGCUGCGAACUAGCUCGCGAAGAGAAGGUAUGUGGGAUAGCGAGCUAGCGGCUCGUAUAGGUAUGUGGAUUAUGGAAAUAGAAGAGAGCGAUGACGGCGCCGAUGACUUCGGACGUCCUACGUCGAGCUCAACCGAUAUGAGCAGACUUUCUACAGGAAGCCCUAGCGCCCUAACUGCUAGAUCUCCUAGCAUUGGAAACGAUAUUCCCCUUGGUCCCGGCGGUAAUGCCCGCUGGACAGGUCGGAGGGAGAGUGUACCGAUAUCACCGUAUGUGAGGAGGGCUAUACCGGAAGAAAGGCGUGUUAUGGUACGGGCUGUCGAGUUCGAUCUUCGCGAACGUGUUGCAACGAUUCAAUGUGGUACACGAGGACUGAUUCCCGGCAUGCUGGACCCGCGAACACAAGCCACUAGGAUCGAGUGGUGA